AUGGGAUGGCCGGAUAGGCAACAAGACAAAAGAGAAAUGGAUUUAGGAGAAAAUGGGUUGGGUGCGGUACACUAUAAAUUCAGCCUUAACCAACUCCCAAACAUCAUUUUCAAAAUCAUCAAAAUAGCAGUGGAGGCUUUAAAAGAUCAAGUUGGAUUGUGUAGAUGGGAUUACCCAUUGAGGUGUUUGGCACAACACACAAAGAAUAACAUGAGAUCUUACUCUCAAGCUAAGAAACUUUCUUCUUCACUUAUUGCAAAGAGUGAAAAGGCAGAGCAAGCUGAAGAGUCUUUGAGGAAAGUUAUGUACUUGAGCUGUUGGGGUCCAAAUUAACUAAUCUUUAUUAUAGAGAAACUUCCAUGUCAUUUUUGCAGACAUGA
Molecule: messenger RNA, 380 nt
Organism: Solanum verrucosum
Lineage: Eukaryota; Viridiplantae; Streptophyta; Magnoliopsida; Solanales; Solanaceae
Exons: 2
Coding region: 1-333 (110 amino acids)
Source: RefSeq, a predicted model, not a curated record